GGCCGCGAGUUGUCCGCACUGCGGCACGGAGUCGUGGCUUGCUCCCGAACCCCGGUCGCUGGCGGGUAAGGUGGCUUCGUGGCCGCCUCACUUCGCGCCCGCGCCGCUGGGCGCGGGGGAGUCGAUUUGCACUGUUCCGGGUGUCGGCUCGGGCGGGACGGGCAGUUCUUCCUACUCCUCCUCUCCAGUGUCAUCCUGGGGCUGAAUCUUCAACCCGUGAGAGCCUUCUUAAUUACGUGUGAGAAAAGGAUCCUGAUUGAGUCAAUGCUUUACAUUUUCAGUCCUCUGCAUAAAGCUGAGAGAUGCCUACUGCUGAGAGUGAAGCAAAAGUAAAAACCAAAGUUCGCUUUGAAGAAUUGCUUAAGACUCACAGUGAUCUAAUGCGUGAAAAGAAAAAACUGAAGAAAAAACUUGUCAAGUCUGGAGAAAACAUCUCACCUGACACUAUUAGAAGCAAUCCUCACUGUAUUAAAGAAACUACAAGUGAUGAUCCUGACACUGUUAGAAGCAAUCUUCCCCAUAUUAAAGAAACUACAGGUGAUGAUGUAAGUGCUACUAACACUAACAACCUGAAGAAGACCAUGAGAGUCGCUAAAAACAAAUUGAGGAACACACAGUCAGCAACUGAAAAUCCUAAUGAUGAUGUUAGUGUAGAGGAAGACAAACAAGGAAAGCCAAAUAAAAAGGUGGUAAAGACGGUGCCCCAGUGGACUACACAAGACAUGAAACCGGAAACUCCUGAGAAGGAAGUUGAUUCUACACACCAGAAAGCGCAUACAAAGCCACAGCCAGGCAUUGAUCAUCAGAAAAGUGAGAAAGCAAAUGAGGGAAGAGAAGAGAAUGAUUUAGAAGGGGACGAAGAACUGAUGCAAGCAUAUCAGCGCCAUGUAACUGAAGAAAUGGCAAAGGAGAUUAAGAAGAAAAUAAGAAAAAAACUGAAAGAACAGUUGACUUACUUUCCCUCAGGUACUUUAUUCCAUGAUGACAAAUCAAGCAGUGAAAAAAAGAAAAAGAAAAAGAAAGUUCCAGUCUUCUCUAAAGCUGAAACAAGUACAUUGACCAUCUCUGGUGACACAGUUGAAGGUGAACAAAAGAAGGAAUCUUCAGUUAGACCAGUUUCUUCAGAUUCUCAUCAAGAUGAUGAAAUAAGCUCAAUGGAACAAAACACAGAAGGCAGCAUGCAAGAUGACACAAAACCUAAACCAAAAAAAACAAAAAAGAAGGCUAAAGCAGUUACAGAUGAUAACAAAGAUGUUGAUGGUGAUGGUGUUCAUGAAAUAACAAGCCGAGAUAGCCCAGUCUAUCCCAAAUGUUUGCUUGAUGAUGACCUUGUCCUGGGAGUUUACAUUCACCGAACUGAUAGACUUAAGUCAGAUUUUAUGAUUUCUCACCCAAUGGUAAAAAUUCAUGUGGUUGAUGAACAUACUGGUCAACAUGUCAAGAAAGAUGAUAGUGAACGGCGUGUUUCAUCUUACUAUGAAAAAGAGAAUGUGGAUUAUAUUCUUCCUAUUAUGACCCAGCCAUAUGAUUUUAAACAAUUAAAAUCAAGACUUCCAGAGUGGGAAGAACAAAUUAUAUUUAAUGAAAAUUUUCCCUAUUUGCUUCGAGGCUCUGAUGAGAGUCCUAAAGUCAUCCUGUUCUUUGAGAUUCUUGAUUUCUUAAGCAUGGAUGAAAUUAAGAAUAAUUCUGAGGUUCAAAACCAAGAAUGUGGCUUUCGGAAAAUUGCCUGGGCAUUUCUUAAGCUUCUGGGAGCCAAUGGAAAUGCAAACAUCAACUCAAAACUUCGUUUGCAGCUGUAUUACCCACCUACUAAGCCUCGAUCCCAAUUAAAUGUUGUUGAGGUGUUUGAAUGGUGGUCAAAAUGUCCAAGAAAUCGUUACCCAUCAACACUGUAUGUAACUGUAAGAGGACUGAAGGUUCCAGACUGUAUAAAGCCAUCUUACCGCUCUAUGAUGGCUCUUCAGGAGGAAAAAGGUAAACCAGUGCAUUGUGAACAUCACCAUGAGUCAAGCCCAAUAGACACAGAACCUGGAUUAGAAGAGUCAAAAGAAGUAAUAAAGUGGAAACGACUCCCUGGGCAGGCUUGCCGUAUCCCAAACAAACACCUCUUCUCACUAAAUGCAGGAGAACGAGGAUGUUUUUGUCUUGAUUUCUCCCACAAUGGAAGAAUAUUAGCAGCAGCUUGUGCCAGCCGGGAUGGAUAUCCAAUUAUUUUAUAUGAAAUUCCUUCUGGACGUUUCAUGAGAGAAUUGUGUGGCCACCUCAAUAUCAUUUAUGAUCUUUCCUGGUCAAAAGAUGAUCGCUACAUUCUUACUUCAUCAUCUGAUGGCACUGCCAGGAUAUGGAAAAAUGAAAUAAACAAUACAAAUACUUUCAAAGUUUUACCUCAUCCUUCUUUUGUUUACACGGCUAAAUUCCAUCCAGCUGUAAGAGAGCUGGUAGUUACAGGAUGCUAUGAUUCCAUGAUACGGAUAUGGAAAGUUGAGAUGAGAGAGGAUUCUGCCAUGUUGGUCCGACAGUUUGACGUUCACAAAAGUUUUAUCAACUCACUUUGUUUUGAUACUGAAGGUCAUCAUAUGUAUUCAGGAGACUGUACAGGGGUGAUUGUUGUUUGGAAUACCUAUGUCAAGGUUAAUGAUUUGGAACAUUCAGUGCGUCACUGGACUAUAAAUAAGGAAAUUAAAGAAACUGAGUUUAAGGGGAUUCCAAUAAGUUAUUUGGAGGUUCAUCCCAAUGGAAAACGUUUGUUAAUUCAUACCAAAAACAGUACUUUAAGAAUAAUGGAUCUCCGGAUAUUAGUAGCAAGGAAAUUUGUAGGAGCAGCAAAUUAUCGGGAGAAGAUUCAUAGUACUUUGACUCCAUGUGGGACUUUUCUGUUUGCUGGAAGUGAGGAUGGUAUAGUGUAUGUUUGGAACCCAGAAACAGGAGAACAAGUAGCCAUGUAUUCUGACUUGCCAUUCAAGUCACCUGUUCGAGACAUUUCUUAUCAUCCAUUUGAAAAUAUGGUUGCAUUCUGUGCAUUUGGGCAAAAUGAGCCAAUUCUUCUGUAUAUUUAUGAUUUCCAUGUUGCCCAGCAGGAGGCUGAAAUGUUCAAACGCUGCAGUGGAACAUUUCCAUUACCUGGAAUACACCAAAGUCAAGAUGCCCUGUGUACAUGCCCAAAACUACCCCAUCAAGGCUCUUUUCAGAUUGAUGAAUUUGUCCACACUGAAAAUUCUUCAACAAAGAUGCAUCUAGUAAAACAGAGACUUGAAACUGUCACAGAGGUGAUACGAUCCUGUGCUGCAAAAGUCAACAAAAAUCUCUCAUUUACUUCACCACCAGCAGUCUCCUCACAACAGUCUAAGUUAAAGCCGUCAAACAUGCUGACCGCUCAAGAGAUUCUACAUCAGUUUGGUUUCACUCAGACUGGGAUUAUCAGCAAAGACAGAAAGCCUUGUAACCAUCAGGUAGAUACAGCACCAAUGGUAGUGGCUCUUUAUGACUACACAGCGAAUCGAUCAGAUGAACUAACCAUCCAUCGCGGAGACAUUAUCCGAGUGUUUUUCAAAGAUAAUGAAGACUGGUGGUAUGGCAGCGUAGGAAAGGGACAGGAAGGUUAUUUUCCAGCUAAUCAUGUGGCUAGUGAAACACUGUAUCAAGAACUGCCUCCUGAGAUAAAAGAGCGAUCCCCUCCUUUAAGCCCUGAGGAAAAAACUAAAAUAGAAAAGUCUCCAGCUCAUCAAAAGCAAUCAAUCAAUAAGAACAAGUCCCAGGACUUCAGACUAGGCUCAGAAUCUAUGACACAUUCUGAAAUGAGCCAAGAACAGAGCCAUGAGGACCAAGGACACAUAAUGGAAACACAGGUGAGGAAGAACGAGCAAGCAGGCCAAAAAGUCACUCUAAUAGAGUAAAGAAUUGAAGAAAAGUGAAGAGAUGCCCAAAUGCACAGAGGUGAAAAUGACAAAUUAAACCAAAUGGAAUUUCUCUUCAGAGUUCAGAAUUUUCAGAUAUUAGGGAGGAAGAAAGGAUCCACUACUACUUGUUCUUAUGAAUGACUCUAGAAA
Rhinopithecus roxellana (golden snub-nosed monkey) is the source of this 4046-nucleotide messenger RNA. RefSeq names its product Abelson helper integration site 1 (gene AHI1). Gene Ontology annotation, molecular function: protein binding. Lineage: Eukaryota; Metazoa; Chordata; Mammalia; Primates; Cercopithecidae. Gene Ontology annotation, biological process: motile cilium assembly. Gene Ontology annotation, cellular component: ciliary basal body. The record is from RefSeq and is a predicted model, not a curated record.